AUGGCUGCUGCAAAUCUUGUUCGCAGUGCCCUAAGUGGAUUUUUACGAAAAUCCUCCACAUAUAAAACACCGGUAGUAUGCCGGCUUUCGACCGUUGCUUUGCAACAAAAAAUUACUAGCGUAAAUUAUGCCAUCAAAACAUACAACAGUCUGAAUCACCAAAAUGGGGUAGCGACACUGCGUACCCAACGAUACUACUGUGCUACUCAACCCAAACCAGGACAAAAGGAAAUAGAGGGUAGAGUGUUGAAAAACCUGUAUGUGAGUGCCCGCAACUACAGCGGCGGAGCUCCUAUCACAUUAGAAUUACUUAAAAGUAGGGUGUUACUUGUACUACAACUUUAUGACAAAAUUAAUCCUGAAAAGUUGAGUUUAGAAAGCCAUUUCAUUAACGAUCUUGGAUUGGACUCCUUGGAUCAUGUUGAGGUUAUUAUGGCUAUGGAAGAUGAAUUUGGAUUUGAGAUUCCUGAUGUAGAUGCUGAGAGGCUCCUUAGACCAAAAGACAUAGUCCAAUACAUAGCUGACAAAGAGGAUGUUUAUGAAUAA
Arctia plantaginis is the source of this 546-nucleotide messenger RNA. The record is from the annotation of a GenBank genome assembly. Lineage: Eukaryota; Metazoa; Arthropoda; Insecta; Lepidoptera; Erebidae.